Erinaceus europaeus (western European hedgehog) is the source of this 847-nucleotide messenger RNA. RefSeq names its product gastrin (gene GAST). Bases 415 to 762 code for a protein of 115 amino acids. Gene Ontology annotation, molecular function: hormone activity. The transcript has 2 exons. The record is from RefSeq and is a predicted model, not a curated record. NCBI's taxonomy places the organism in Eukaryota, Metazoa, Chordata, Mammalia, Eulipotyphla, Erinaceidae. Gene Ontology annotation, cellular component: extracellular region.
CCACUUUAACACAUAUUUUGUUAAGACAGAGUGAGAGCAAGAAAGAGAGAGAGAGAGAAACAGAGAGGGAGAGAAACAGAGAAAAACAGAGAGAGAAGCCAGAACACCACUCCAGCACAUGCAAUGCCAGAUAUUGAACCAGUAACCUCUAACACACAAGUCCUCUAUGGUACCAAUUGAGCUCUUUCCCUGGUCACUAAAAACUCAUUUUAUAUUACAAGAUGGAAACAUCUACAGAGUCACUUAUGUGGCAUCAAAUUCUGCAAAACAGUCACUAUAAUAAGGGUGCACAGGAGGGAAGAGGCAGGACUUGGGGACCAAGUGGAGCCAGCAGGAGCUAGAGGAGCAGCCAAGAACCCCAUCCUGAACAGCAGACCCAUCCAGCAGAGCACCUGAGCCCAUCUGACCCAUGCCAUGCCUCUAAGCCCCAAUGCUCUCUCUUGUGCAGACAAGAUGCAGCAUCUGUGUGUGUGCACUUUGAUCUUUGCACUGGUCCUGGCCACAUUCUCUGAAGCUUCUUGGAAGCCUGGUACCCGUCUGCAGGAUGCACCCUCAGAUCCAGGAUCCAACAGCGGCCUGGAGCCACAGAGGCUGAAUCCACUGCACCCAGCCUCUCACCACCGAAGGCAACUGCAGCGGCCCCCACAUCUGGUGGCAGACCUUUCCAAGAAGUAUAGCCCAUGGGUGGAGGAGGAGGAAGAAGCAUAUGGAUGGAUGGACUUCGGCAGACGCAGUGCUGAGGAAGAGGACCAAAGCAUCUAGAACUAAACCCCAGAGUCCAGCCCAGCCUAUCCUAGGCCAGCCUCAGCCACAUGAAAAGCCAAUCAAAAUAAACUAGCUUCCAAUA